This is a messenger RNA of Mizuhopecten yessoensis (Yesso scallop), 5429 nucleotides long. RefSeq names its product sodium- and chloride-dependent transporter XTRP3A-like. The transcript has 9 exons. The coding region runs from base 202 to 2241 and encodes 679 amino acids. The record is from RefSeq and is a predicted model, not a curated record. Gene Ontology annotation, cellular component: plasma membrane. Lineage: Eukaryota; Metazoa; Mollusca; Bivalvia; Pectinida; Pectinidae. Gene Ontology annotation, biological process: sodium ion transmembrane transport.
UGUGUAUUUACUUAUUAACCAUGGGCUAGUAUAACAAAUGUACAUGUUUUACAACUAUUCUGUUUUAAAUCAGUUAGCGACUCUUGGAAAAGCUUACCUCCCCUUUUGACUUGGCCUCGUCCAUAGUAAUCAGAUAGCUCCAUUCAUAUUACAUACCUUACUACGACUGCGAGUAAACAACGUGGAAGGCGAAUUUGUACCAUGACCAAGAAAAAUGUUUUAGAAGAAGAGGCAAAUGGGGAGCUGACAGUGCCCCUCAAUACAGAUGAAAUAGGGGCAAAUGGAAAAGCACGUGCUAAAUGGGAUAGCAAAUUACAAUAUUUUUUUAUGGUGAUUAGUUAUGCCGUCGGACUUGGAAAUGUUUGGAGAUUUCCGUAUCUUGUACAGCAACAUGGAGGAGGAGCGUUCCUCAUCCCAUACCUUAUCAUGCUGUUCGUUGAGGGCAUGCCACUGCUGUACCUUGAGUUUGCUGCAGGACAACACUUUCGUAUGGGCAGCAUGGGUACCUGGAACAAGGUGCACCCUUUCCUCGGCGGUGUGGGUAUUGCCAGCGCGGUGACCUCCUUCAUGGUGGGCGUGUACUACAACGCCAUUAUCAUGUGGUGCUUCUAUUAUAUAUUCCACUCCUUCCAGAGUCCGUUGCCGUGGGCGACCUGCCCCACGGUGCUUAAAGAGGGCACCAAUAUAUCCAUCCCUGUUGAAGAGUGUGACAUCUCAGGACCUACCUCAUAUUUCUGGUACAGAAAUGCUCUUGAUAUUUCUGAUAGUAUUGAGGAGUCUGAUGGAAUUAAAUGGAAAAUGAUGCUCUGCCUGAUUUUUGCCUGGCUUAUCAUUUAUGCCUGUAUAUGGAAAGGCAUCAAGUCUUCUGGCAAGGUUGUAUAUGUGACAGCCACAUUUCCGUACGUUGUCCUUCUCAUCUUCUUUGGGCGUGGAAUCACAUUGAGGGGUGCUACAGAUGGACUUAUACACAUGCUCAGUCCCAAGAUGGAUCGUCUUGCUGACCCUCAGGUUUGGCUGGAUGCGGCUACCCAGAUCUUCUACUCCUUCGGCCUUGGAUUUGGUGGCCUGAUUGCCUUCUCCAGCUACAACCCGCGGAACAACAACUGUGAGCGGGACGCCAUUAUUGUAUCCCUCACCAACUGGUUCACAGCUAUCUUGGCGUCCACCGUUAUCUUCUCGGUGCUUGGGUUUAAGGCUACAACUAUGUACGAGAACUGUGUAGAAAGGAAUAUGGAGAAGCUAAUCGAUAUGUACCCAGAAUGGAACGCGACGACACUAACCAUGGAUGUAUAUAAAAGUCAUUUUGAAAACAAUGAAUCUUUAAUGAAUUCCACACUUGCACAUUUCCGACAUUGUGAUUUCCACGAGGAUCUUGAUAAGGCCGCAGAGGGAACAGGGUUGGCUUUCAUUGUGUUUACACAAGCCAUUAAUGAGUUUGGCCCCUCUGCUCCAUUCUGGUCCAUCAUCUUCUUCCUCAUGCUUUUGUCCCUUGGAAUCGGAAGUGAGUUUGGAACACUCGAGGGAGUAACAACUUGUAUCUAUGAUCUUGAUAGUCAUCCAUGGCUCAGAAAGAAAUGGCUGGUCUCUGGUGUAUUAUGCCUGGUGAGUUGUUUGAUUGGGAUGCUGUUUGUUCUGGGGAGUGGGUCUUACUGGGUUGCCCUGUUUGACUCCUACGCUGGCUCCUUCCCGUUGAUCAGUGUUGCCCUGACGGAGGCAAUCGCCAUUGGCUGGGUUUAUGGUGUCAACAGGUUUGGAGAUGAUCUGGAGACAAUGAUUGGUCACCAGCCCCACAUUUACUGGAAGGUGGUAUGGAAGUUCAUCGCUCCGUUUCUGAUAGCAGGACUCCUCACCUCCACCCUCAUCAGCAAGUUUGUGAAACCCAUCACCUACAAGGCCUACAGCAAGGACAUAGCGGGAAUGGUUGACAGACAUUACCCCUGGUUUGCUGGUCUGAUGGCUGCCUUCCUUGUCCUUGUGUCGGUCCUGUGUAUUCCUGGUGUGGCAAUUUUACGGAAGCUUGGCGUUCUACGAUACAAAGAUUAUGCUAAAGGUGCUCAGGCACAGACUGGUGGCCAUACUACCUCCACUGUGGCAUUCAUGAGGACAGCUGCUGAGGAUAAUGACUCCGGCCAUAAUUCCGAUGAAAUCAAUGAAGAUCACCUUCGAGGAACUAGUUGUGCUGUCAUUGAUGAACAUGUGACGUUUGGAUUAGGGGCAGAUGAAAAUCUGAGCAAUGUUUGAUACUCGAAGGAAAAAAGAAUUAUCUUUUAAUGUAAAUUUGGGAAUUAAGGUUGAAGACUUUUUCAGUACUCUAUUUGCCUUCAACAUCAUAUAACUUCAAUGAAAGAUUCAGUUAUGGUGGCUUCUGGGGUUUUCAUAGGUUGAUUCAGUCAGGACUAGAUCGAUGGAAGCAUUGAUUGGCCUCAAUUGGAAGCAAUAUAGAGCUCAUGUGCAAGAAAACCACAGAAAAAGAACAGAGAACUUGAUAUCAGUAUUAAUGCUGUAGCCUUACAGUGUUAUACAAAUUAGCCUAUAAUUACCACAUUUAAUCUGAUAAGUGAUAGCUUAUAAGGAUCCCUACCCUUUACUAAAAUUACCUACUUAUGUUUGGGGGUGAGUGGGGGUUGUCAUCCUGCCAUGUGUGUGAAUGAGGAAUACUGUCAUCAGAGACUUUUUGAUUUAAAACCCUGAGGCAGUGAAUCUUCUGCCCCCCUCCCCCAAAUCAUUAUAAAUAGCUACCUUCUUAUUGUCCAGCAAUAUUUGAUGUCGUCUAAUUGUGAAAUGUUAUUGUUUUCCUUGUUGCAUCACGAUUACGACUAUGUCAUUGCGGGGAAUUGGUAAUCUUACACCCCCACAGUCUGUAACAUGGGCUAUCUCUGUCCUUCAGGUGUGGGAGAGAAUGGUAGCAAUAGAGAAUGUUUGGACUCAUGUUUUAAAAUGAUUAUUUGGGUGAUUGGGUUUGUAAAGUACAUAAACAGAAAUGCAGUCAGCAUUAGACUCAUUUACAUACUGUUUGAAACAAAACUUUGACUUCAACUUACCAUAGACCUGGAUAAAAUUAUUUAGAAAUUAAUACCAUCUGAAAUAUUGUCAAGGUCAUGAGAAAUAACCAUGAAACAAAAACUUGACAAUAUUAACCAAUUCACCCCUGAAGAAACAUUUGAACUUGUCCAAUUUAAAGGUUGGAAUAGUUCAUUAUGAAAUUUCAGGGGUGAGUCAAUGAGUUAAACCUGAAGCUUUGUAUUCUUAAUAGGAUAUACUGGGAUGAGUAACACUAUGCCGGUUGUUUUAAUUGUGUAUUCAGGUCUGACAAAAUGUAAUUUAACAAUACAACUAGCUAGUAUGACAUGACAUUAGAUUAUCAUUAAUGCUUACUCGGCCUGUAGAUUUUCAGUGUGGACAUACGUUACUUUUGAUACGCUAUCACUGUUCUCAUGAACACAUGUCUGCAAGUCAGAAUUGUCUCAAAUGAAUGCUUCAAAAAACUUGUUAAUACUAAAAAUUAUAUAAAAAAAAAGAUAAUUCAUCUUAGACCAUACACAUUGACUGAAGCAGGUUUUUGGAUUUGUUUGACAAUCAAGUGUCACAGAUUGAUCCUGAUCAAGUGUUUCACUGCCAUGUUGUUUUUCUGUUUGUUGUGAUUUCUUGUUUAUCUGUUUGUUUACUUGUCAAAUUCCAUGUGUAGACUGGAAUGAACAUUUUUUUUACUGAAAUCAGUGCAAAUUAUGAGAUUUAUUUGUUUGAUUUUGUAAAGUGAACACAUUUUACAACAGUAUAGUUUUUAGUCAAUUUUGAUCCAGCUCCAAACAUGUUCAUUGAAUAGUCAAAUUAAUGUUUAUUGUCGUUUUAGUGGGUAUUUCACCACUUAGUAACUAUUGAAUAAUGGGUAAUAUAGAUUACAUACCACUGAUAUCAGUUCAAAUAGGUGUGUCUUAUGGUCGUUUUUAUGUAGCGGAACUGGACUAGGUCAAUCACGGCCAACCAGGUUGCUCUACUAGUUAGAGUGUCCGUUUCGAGUUUGGAGGUCCCGGGUUUGAAUCCUGAUAUGGCCAUGUAUUUUUCCUCUUCUGUUGCAUUUAUGUUUAGUGUUGUAAACAUUACAUAAGUCUCUGAUUUAAACUGUACCUCAGAGAGAUUUAUCAUUCUCUGAUUUAAACUAUACUUGAGAGAGAUUUUAUCAAUCUGUGAUUUAAGCUGUACCUGAUAGAGAUUUUAUCAGGCACUUUUUGAAACUGUACCUAUUAGAGAUUGUAUCAACCACUGAUUUGAAUAUUUUUUGAAAACUAUUUUAUGGGGAUAUUUUAUGCCAAAGAAUCUCGUACAUUGUUGCAGUUUUACUGAUAUUUUAUGAUAGUUUUAUUUUUUAUUUGUCUGACCUCAGUGAACAGAUUUCAACACCUUUAUAAAUCAUUUUGUAAGAACUACUAACCUGAUGAUUAGCUACACAUUAACAGCUUACCUCAAUGGGUCACAUUUACAGUUAGGCAUCACAUAUUUUAAAAUGAUUUGACACACCAAUAUUGCGUUAUCAAUAAGUAUACAAAUCUAUAUAUGAGACACAGAAUCUCAGUCUUGUUUAAAAUUUGCAUAUAGGUUCUAUUUGAAGACUGAGUUAAGUUUGUAUUUUAGCUCUAUAUUUACUGAACACCUUUAUAAAUGUUAAGUAUCAAGUCAGAUCUGUAAAGAACUGGAGGCUAAAUUAUCUCAAUUGCUUGCAUUUUGACCCAAACUGAGAAACUCAUUUGCAUGUUUCAGGCUAUUUUAUUUAAAUAAUAAUCAUGGUCAGUGAAAUGCUUUAUAACUGUCUGUGCUGAUUUAUACAAGAGAGUCUCAUAAGAAUGUGUGAAUGUUGAAAAAAAUGAACGUAAUUUAAUCUUGACAAAUGUGAAUAUAUGAGUACAAUGUACUGUUAAUUUGUUUUCUCUCACAUUUUCAAAGAGAAAAACUGCUGUUUUGUAGAACCUAAUAUAUGGGUAUCAUAAUCUCAGAGAGCACUGACUAUAUGUUUAGUGCUGGCUAUACGGUUAGUGCUGGCUAUAUGCUUAGUGCUGGCUAUAUGUUAAGUGCUGGCUAUAGGGCUAGUGUUGGCUAUAUGUUUAGUGCUGGCUAUAGGGCUAGUGCUGACUAUAUGUUUAGUGCUGACUAUAUGGUUAGUGCUUUCUAUAUGGCUAGUGUUGACUAUAUGGUUAGCACUUAUAUACAUGUAUAUGGUUUUCUGUAAAUCCAUAUGACACUGACUAUAUAACUAGCACUGACUAUUUGUUAGUGCUGGCUAUAUGCUUAGUGCUGGCUAUAUGUUUAGUGCUGGCUAUAUGGUUAGUUCUGACUAUAUGGUUAGUGCUGGCUAUAUAUUUAGUAUACAGUUAAAGUAUGGGUUCGCCUCGGGAAAUAGACCUGGUCUCGGGACACCAGAAACUUGCUAUAUGCCU